Messenger RNA from Xiphophorus maculatus (southern platyfish), 764 nucleotides. RefSeq names its product activation induced cytidine deaminase (gene aicda). Gene Ontology annotation, cellular component: nucleus; cytoplasm. The transcript has 5 exons. Lineage: Eukaryota; Metazoa; Chordata; Actinopteri; Cyprinodontiformes; Poeciliidae. The coding region runs from base 60 to 695 and encodes 211 amino acids. Gene Ontology annotation, biological process: cytidine to uridine editing. Gene Ontology annotation, molecular function: cytidine deaminase activity; zinc ion binding; RNA binding. The record is from RefSeq and is a predicted model, not a curated record.
AUUUACCUCCAUUUAAUACCCACGCCUGACAAGUGACAAGGCGAAGCGCGGCUUUUGAAAUGAUUACAAAGCUAGACAGGGUACUAUUACCCAAAAAAAAAUUCAUCUAUCAUUACAAGAACAUGCGCUGGGCAAGAGGUCGAUGUGAGACAUACCUCUGCUUUGUGGUGAAGAAGCGAGUGGGACCAGACUCCCUGUCCUUUGACUUUGGACAUCUCCGCAACCGCAACAACUGUCAUGUGGAGCUGCUGUUCCUGCGCCACCUGGGAGCGUUGUGCCCUGGCCUGUGGGGUUAUGGAGUCACUGGUGAGAGAAAAGUCAGCUACUCCAUCACCUGGUUUUGCUCCUGGUCUCCCUGUGCAAACUGCUCCUUCCGACUGGCUCAGUUCCUCCACCAGACCCCCAACCUCCGCCUCAGGAUCUUUGUAUCCCGGCUUUAUUUCUGUGACUUGGAGGACAGCCGUGAAAGAGAGGGACUUAGAAUGCUGAAAAAAGCUGGCGUGCACAUCACAGUCAUGAGUUACAAAGAUUACUUUUACUGCUGGCAGACCUUUGUGGCAAAAAGUCAAAGCAAGUUCAAGCCGUGGGAUGGGCUGCACCAAAACUGUAUCCGGCUGACAAGGAAACUCAACCGCAUACUUCAGCCAUGUGAGACAGAAGAUUUAAGAGAUGCCUUCAGGCUUCUUGGACUGUGAAAUAUUUUCCUGACUCCCUCUGGUGCUCCCAUUACGCAUUAUUAUCCCAUUACAAAAGAGAGAAUUAAA